GUGCCGGCGCUUCGGCCUCUUUCUCCCCACGGUUCUAGUUGGAAGAAGAACGCAGUACACACGACCGCUAAAAUGGGGAAGGCACUAGAUCCUUUAAGCUUCCUGAAGGAUUUCCUUGCUGGUGGUAUCGCCGCUGCCAUCUCCAAGACAGCUGUAGCGCCAAUUGAACGUGUGAAACUGCUACUUCAAGUCCAGGCUGCCUCCAGACAGAUUAGUGCCGACAAAGCCUACAAGGGCAUGGUCGACUGCUUUGUCCGUAUUCCUAAAGAACAGGGUUUCCUAGCAUUCUGGCGUGGUAACCUUGCCAACGUUAUUAGAUAUUUCCCCACUCAGGCUCUCAACUUUGCCUUCAAGGACAAAUACAAGCAGGUUUUCCUUGGUGGUGUUGACAAGAAGACUCAAUUCUGGAGGUUCUUCCUUGGUAAUCUUGCUUCUGGUGGUGCCGCUGGUGCCACUUCCCUGUGCUUCGUCUACCCCCUUGACUUCGCUCGAACCAGGUUGGCUGCUGAUAUUGGCAAGGGCCCCGAACAGCGUGAAUUCAAGGGGCUAGGUGACUGUAUUGGAAAGAUCUUCAAGGCUGAUGGCCUCAUGGGCCUCUACAGAGGCUUUGGUGUCUCAGUUCAGGGUAUCAUUAUUUACCGUGCUGCCUUCUUUGGCUUCUACGACACCGCUAAGGGCAUGUUACCUGAGAAGAGUGGUGGUCUUUUCAUUUCUUGGGUAAUUGCUCAGACUGUAACCACCAUCUCUGGCAUUAUCUCUUAUCCAUUCGACACUGUACGAAGGCGCAUGAUGAUGCAGUCUGGACGUAAGGGGGGAGACAUCAUGUACAAGAACACCAUCGACUGCUGGAGGAAGAUUGCUAAAAAUGAGGGUGGUUCUGCCUUCUUCAAGGGAGCCUUCUCCAAUGUUCUCCGUGGUACUGGUGGUGCCCUUGUGCUUGUGAUGUACGAUGAGAUCCAGUUAAUUCUGUUCGGCAGCAAGUCUGGCGGUGGCGAAUAAACUCUUAACUCAAGCCUUGAUAACGGCCUGCUUGAGUGACUGUUUGGGGCAGACACAAAUUAUGGAGGAGGGAAGGACAGGUUUAAGGGCCAAGCAUGUACAAAUCACUUGUUUAAGCCCAAUAACCUGUACCCAGUGUGUAUAGUCUAUAGUUCCAUGAACUGUAUUUACUGUCCAGGAAAUAGAUCUACAGAAUGAUGGCCCUUGUUCAUAUUUUAUAUUCAGUUAAAUACCCACGAAUGGGGAUUUAGAAUAUAGUUUGUACAGAAUCACUAACUGCAUCAGCCACAUCGUCACGAAUUUUCAAUGGCAAAACCAUUCCUGUAAUAAAUUAUCAUAAGUUAAAUAAAAAUUGUAAACAGACA
Messenger RNA from Homarus americanus (American lobster), 1364 nucleotides. Its product is annotated as ADP/ATP translocase 3-like. The transcript has 5 exons. Lineage: Eukaryota; Metazoa; Arthropoda; Malacostraca; Decapoda; Nephropidae. Gene Ontology annotation, cellular component: mitochondrial inner membrane. Gene Ontology annotation, biological process: mitochondrial ADP transmembrane transport; mitochondrial ATP transmembrane transport. The record is from RefSeq and is a predicted model, not a curated record. Bases 73 to 999 code for a protein of 308 amino acids. Gene Ontology annotation, molecular function: ATP:ADP antiporter activity.